AGAGAGCGCUAUAGCCUCAGCCUCUAAGGGCUGCAGCUACGGCAGCAUCUGCCACCGCGCAGGGCCAGGUUCCGCCUCUUUUUUUUUUCCCCUCCCCGUCUGCUCCCCUCGAGUUAUGUCAUCGUGAAGCCAGAGAGACUCCCUCACAGACGCGGAGCGCUUUGGCUUCAGUAGGUUCAGAGCGAGGCUCUCCUAAGUCGGUUGGUCCCCUAUCCCUGGCCGCGCUGUGCCUUGGCGGGUGCUCGCUAAGGAACCCCGCCAGUCACAUUUCUCCCCCAAAUCUUUUGUUUCGCCACUUUUUUCUUUCUGGAAUUCCAAUUUGUCUGGGUGUCUCGUUGAGAAGAGGGUGUUCGACCGUUUCGCCUUCUUGCGGGAAGACUACGAUUGGCGAGGAGAGAGCCGGCCGGCCAGUCUCCUCUAGUCACCGGGGAGUGGGGAAACAAUUUGGGGCGGCGGGGGAAGAGGGGGGCCGCGGGUCUUUCCCGGCUCCCCCGGUGGACGCCUGCAAAGCUGCCUAGACGCAAGGAGGAGACGGGAGCCGCCGCCCGGACCAUACCGGCUCCGUACUCCCUUGAGGACUGGGAGCGAGGAAGAGCUCUCGAUACAAGGACGUCCAGGGGUGCUUUGUCCGCAAGGCGGUGAAGUGUCCUUUGCGCUCCGGGGAACCAGCCUUCCCUCUCCCAGUUCCCCAAGCGCCCCACGUCGGCUCCCCUUUAUCCCCUUGGCUUCCUCGCCCGCGGGAGAGAGACCAAUGCCGCCGCAGCAGGGGGAAGCGGAGUACAUCAGCAAGCCAGUGCCGGGCUGCUGCAGCUGCGAGGUGCCGCCGGUGCCCCCGCGCCGGGUGCGCAGCAGCCGGGGCGCAGCAGCCGCCGCCCUCGGAGCAGCCCUGGGGAACCGCUGCCGGGCUGGGGGCGCGGAGCGGCGGAGCAUCAAGUGCGUGCUGGUCGGGGACGGCGCGGUGGGCAAGACGAGUUUGGUGGUGAGCUACACCACGAAUGGGUACCCCACGGAGUACAUCCCGACUGCCUUCGACAACUUCUCGGCUGUUGUAUCUGUGGAUGGCAGGCCAGUGAGACUGCAGCUCUGUGACACAGCCGGCCAGGAUGAGUUUGACAAGCUCAGGCCUCUGUGCUACACCAACACGGACAUCUUUUUGCUGUGCUUCAGUGUCGUAAGCCCUUCAUCCUUUCAGAAUGUGAGUGAGAAAUGGGUCCCAGAGAUUCGCUGUCACUGCCCCAAAGCCCCCAUCAUACUGGUUGGCACACAAUCAGACCUCCGAGAAGAUGUCAAAGUCCUCAUUGAACUGGACAAAUGCAAGGAGAAGCCAGUGGCCGAGGAGGCUGCUAAGUUGUGUGCAGAGGAGAUCAAAGCUGCCUCUUACAUUGAGUGCUCUGCCUUGACUCAGAAAAACCUCAAAGAGGUCUUUGAUGCAGCCAUUGUGGCUGGCAUUCAGCACUCGGACACUCAACAGCAACCAAAGAAAUCCAAGAGCAGGACUCCAGACAAAAUGAAAAAUAUUUCCAAAUCUUGGUGGAAGAAGUACUGCUGUUUGGUAUAGUGCUGCUGGCCAGAGACCCAGAAAAGGCUAUUUUUAGAAGAAAUACAAAUUAGAAGCUAUAUUAGCUUAAAUGACUUUUCCUUUCACUGUAUAGAAAAAUAUGUGUGUGUGUGUGUGUGUGUGUAUGUAUAUAUAUAUAUAUAUAUAAAUACAUGGCACUGUGGGAGAGUUCAAUUUAUGUUCUUUGUUCUUUUCUUUCUCUUCAAUUUCUUGUGUGAGAGAAGGGGGUAGAUAUACUUUUAUGCAAAUGAUUUUUAAGCAGAUUAAGAAUUUUCCAGCCAUCUGAUCAUUGCACCUCAUCUGAGAAGACACUCCAGACCUGGCUAAAGAUCAUGGAGUUUUUUGUUAUAUUUUAAUAUAUAGAAGGACCAACUGGCAUGAUAGAUUAUGGGAGGAAGAAGAAACCUUGACUUAAUUUGAGGCUACUUAACAAAACAGUGGACUGUGAACAAAGGGUCAUAUGGGCAUUUACAUCUCUCUGAAACAUGGUGCAUGCUAAAGAACAACAUUUUUAGCCUUAGAACUUUAUGCAGACUGCACUUUCACUUAAAAAAAAUCUGAGGAAACUUGCAAAGACUUGCGUGUGUACAACCUCAAAGCAAUUGGUUGAUUUAGUUAUGUCAGUCAAGGAUAAGUGCCUAGCCAAUUCAGUGGGGGGAAAAUCCAUCCAAAUGGUUAAUUGGCAUUGUGUAGCUCCCUCCCAAACCCAUGAUUUAAAAAAAAAAAAAUUACACUUAAAUCAGUUGUAGGCGUUUGGUAGGUAUGGGUCAAAUGACAUGCUGGUGUUGAGUGAGUCUGUUGGAAAGUCUCCUCUAUUUGGUUUUAGCGAAUGAACAUAUUAAUGGGAGCAAAAUGUGACUGUUGAACUUCCUGACUCCUGGCCCAAAGGUCUCCUCUUUUAGGUUCUGUAAUGUGUGCCCCAAACUGCCUGCCUGUGCCUCACUUUGUUCUAACUUUCAGGGCAGGACGAUCUUUUCUAUGUGUUCUGAGAGAUUGCAUGGCUAAUUUGUACCAUCUGGAAGGCAUGGGAAUGCUCUUUUGAAGGGAGGCAGCAAAUGUUUGUGUGACACAAUGUAUCUUUUUUUUUUUUCUUUUGAGUAAGCCAAUAUGUACUUCUCAACGUUUCCUCUUUGCAUAAUGGCUGUUUAUGCUGCUGAUUCAACUCUUUAAAAAAAUGAAUGAGAAUAGAGGAUAUGCCACAAUUACUGGAUUUUCAAGGAAAGGCCUGGCUUUUUCCUCAUUAGAAAGCUUUUUAUAAAGAGAGAUCCUUUUGAUUCCAGCCCAGGUGUGUCGUUAGAGGGCUUUUAAUUUAAUCGUCUGCUGAGACUGCUUUAAAAAAUACCAACUACCCUAAAAACCCGUGAAAGCAUUCACUUAAAUGCAACAGAUGACUUUCCCCCAAAGAACUGGCAGCAGAAUAGUAAGUACCAUGUGUCUUAAAGAUCAUGAGAGUGCUGCUGCCGUUUGUUAGUAAUGGGAGGCUAGUGUUUUAAUUGGCUGCAGCUGAGCUCUGUGGAUCAGUCCUGUGUUCACAGCUCCUUAACUUCCUUGCCUUGGGACUUUGAGAAUGUCACUUAUUUGUGAGUCAUGCAGAUUUGCUAGUAGGUGAUAUUUACAAGGCAUUGUUUCUCUUGGAAAAUGCCACAUCAGCCUUUAACACAGUCUGACAUAGAGCCGGGGUGCAGCAGGAUUUUUUCUUUCUUUUUUUUUUAAAAAGUCUCUGAUCUAAACUUGCCCUGGAUUGAGCCGCCUUUUCCACAUCCACGGCAGUAUCUAACCUGAAAGAGAAUCUUUGUGUAGCUGUGGGGUAAAACUGCUUUUGCCUUUAUGUAUUUAAUAAAUCCCAACUCAUGUUCUCUAGAGGAAGUCCAAUACCAGUUUAUAAUUUUUUCUUGCUCUUGCUAGUGGCUAUCAAAAAGCCUUUUUCAAAUAUAUAUGGAACAAAAGAUUAACCUAUAAACCUCUUAAAUACACAUAGGUUCUUGUCAUUAUUUAUCUUUUGUUAUGAUGAAAUGGUUGCCAUAGUUUUUGGAAAUGUUUAGUUACAACCUGAAUAUUUUUUAAAAGUUACUUCAUUUCUAGUGAUUCUUAAAACAAACUUUGAAUGAAUGAAUUCUAGACAAAUCCCAAGCCUAACUUAAAGGAUUCUUUGUAAAGCAUUUCAACUUAAAAAAGGGGGAAAAUCAAGCCCACACACUUUCCAGUUCUGAAAGCUUCACUUAAAAUGCCUUUAUUUCUUAUCAGAUCCCCGAUUCUACACCAUUGAAGUUAAAAAUUGAGCCAAGAACAGAGCCCCGGAAUACUUGGGCUAACCCUGAUGCAUAAAGUUUGGUGGGUUGUUUUUAUGAGUGAAGGAAUUUUGAUAUUUUAUAAUGUUUUAUGGAGUGGGAAAGUUGGGGUUGGGCCAGAGGUUUCCCUUCAUAUUUAUUUCUCUGUUAAAUUAGGCAGGGUGGGGAAACUUUGAAAACUUUAUGUGUGUAAGGAUAGGAAGUCAACUCAUUUCAAAGCCCCCAAAACUUGUUAAAUAUAAAUUUGCAGCUUGGUAUUGCAAAGAUAAUUUUUUUAAUCUGCACCCUAUUUCAUAGUGUGCUGGUCUGAUGUAAAUCUUAAACUCGAGGGCAAUAUUACUAUUUCAGAAAAUGUGAUGUACCUGAGCCUGUUUUGUUAUCUUUUUUCUACUAUGUGUAUAUGAACUGAAUUCUUGCAACUUUAUGGAUACUAUGCUUUCUGUUUUUAGAUAUAUUCUGAAAAACCAGGUAUUUUACAAAGCCAAAAUAAGAAAAAAGUCCUCCACAUUGCCUCUUAUCAAUAUUGUGCCUUACCAAGUUGUGUUUUUCUGUUUUUAAAUGUAGGUGAUACUGAGCAGAAUAUUUCUCUUGAAAAUGUGAUGAGUCGGGUGGUAUGAAAUAAAUUCCAACCUGUAUA
Messenger RNA from Dromiciops gliroides (monito del monte), 4483 nucleotides. It is a transcript of the gene RHOU, whose product is annotated as ras homolog family member U. Gene Ontology annotation, biological process: small GTPase-mediated signal transduction. NCBI's taxonomy places the organism in Eukaryota, Metazoa, Chordata, Mammalia, Microbiotheria, Microbiotheriidae. The transcript has 3 exons. The record is from RefSeq and is a predicted model, not a curated record. Gene Ontology annotation, molecular function: GTP binding; GTPase activity. The coding region runs from base 752 to 1558 and encodes 268 amino acids.